This is a messenger RNA of Rotaria sp. Silwood1, 969 nucleotides long. The record is from the annotation of a GenBank genome assembly. Lineage: Eukaryota; Metazoa; Rotifera; Eurotatoria; Philodinida; Philodinidae.
AUGUUGUUACGUCUUUGGCAGAAUUUGCGAUUACUUGAAAAGACACUUUCUGAUCAUAAUGAAUAUAGAAUGUAUGCAACGGUUGUUACAGAAGGACUUAAUUUUGCAACGAUAGAAUCUGAUAGCAAUUAUAAUUCUGAUCAAGGUAUUCUUGAUAUUGAUAAAGUUCGAAUAUUACCUAUGUCACACGAAUAUAAUCCAUCAAGUGUACAUGCUGGUCUACUUAUUUAUUCUGUUGAUGGUCAAACAGAUUUUAUUUUAAAUGAUGCUAUGUUUCGCAUGAAAACAGGUGAUAUAAUAAUACGCCAAAUUCAUCAUGUAUUUUCUGGACCAAAUGAAAUGAAUGUUUAUCGUGAUUUAAUACGAACAUUAUUCGGUACACAUCGUAUAAAUCUUAUCGGCUUAGUAUUUACAUUUAGUGGUGAUGGACAAUUUACUAAUUGUAUGAGAUGGGGUCCAAUGCCACCCCAUACAACCCCAAUCCAUUCAACUGAACAAAAAUUACUUGAAAUUGUACUUGUUACACUUUAUAUGAAUAAAGCAUGGUUAUCAAUGCCAAUAGCAUCACAUGUUGAUAUGGAAACAUUAUUUCAAUCAGGUAAAAAACAAUAUCUUUUAAAAUUAGCUGACAUAGAACAAUUAUUUCAUAAACGACGAAAACAACGAGAAAAACAUCAUUAUUUACAAUUCUCCAAUUUGUUGAAAUUAACUCAUCAUUAUUCAUCAGAUGAUUUUCGAUCAUUUGAAUGGACACCAAAUAGACAACAAAUGUUUGAUGAAACAAUUCAAAGUUUACUUAAUGAAUUUUAUAAUAUUAUUUUACAAACAUUUCAAGAUGAAGAAUUUGACAGUGAUGAAUAUGUCUAUUAUGAUAAUAAUACAAAAAGAUUAUUUUCAAAUUUAGUUCAUCAAUAUACACCACUAACACCUGCACAAAAUUAUUAUUGGCCACAAGAACAAUAUUUUUAA